Molecule: messenger RNA, 2063 nt
Organism: Dictyostelium purpureum
Lineage: Eukaryota; Evosea; Eumycetozoa; Dictyosteliales; Dictyosteliaceae
Exons: 3
Coding region: 361-1956 (531 amino acids)
Cellular component (GO): plasma membrane; cytoplasm
Molecular function (GO): protein binding
Source: RefSeq, a predicted model, not a curated record
CAUUAUAUAUAAUUAGUUUAUAUUCACUAAAUAAUAAAUAAUUUCAACUGUUAUUUAUUAAUAAAUCUAAUAAAAAAAAUAAAUAAAUCAAUAAUUAAUAUUAUUAUUUUUAUUAAAUAAAAUAAAUAGUUUUAGACUUUUUUAAUAUAGAUAAUAGUUAUAACUAUAAGUAAUAAUUUUAUUAUUGUGGACAUAUUUUCCCAAGUAUAUAGGUUUAUAUUUGAAUAAACGUUUAAAUAUAAUUACAAAUAGUAAUAAUAAAUAGUAGUAAUAGCUUAAAAAAAAAAAAACAUAGUGAUACAACAAUUUUUUUUUUUUUAUUCAUAAAAAAAAGAAAUCAAAAAAAAAUUAAAUUAUAAAAUGUCGGUACAACAAAAAACAUUUUCUGAGGAUUUAUGGGAUAAAUUCGAAUCAGUCACAAAAAAAGUUGAUAAUGGAAAAUUAUUUACACAAACACUCAGUAAAUUUUUAGCAAAACAACAUCAAAUUGAAUCAUCUUAUGCAAAGAGUAUGAUUAAGCUAUGUAAAGAUAAAUCAUAUGCACCAGAUAUGGAAAUGGGUACAUUAAGAGAUGGAUUUCAAAGUUAUCGUGAACAAUUAGAGUUAAUUGGAGCACUUCAUGAAGAAUUUUCAAAUAGAUUAGAAAAGUUAGUAACUGGACAAAUUGAUGUUUAUUUAGAAGAGAGCAGAAAACAAAGAAAGGCCUUAAUUGCAAAUGGUGAAAAGUGCACAAAGGAUUUAAAAACAGCAGAGUCAAAUGAAACAAAAGCUAAGCAAAACUAUGAAAAAUUAAAAAGAAAACAAGAAGAGUCACACGAAGAUCUUUCAAAACAACCACCAGGGGCUAAAGAGCAAAAGGCAAGAAAGAAUUUAGAGUCUGCUACCAAAGCCGCAGAUAAAGCAGAUAAUGAAUAUCGUGAAAGUGUAAGACAGCUCCAACAAAACCAAAAUAGAUUCUAUCAUGAAGAGAUGCCAAGAAUUUUAGAUGAUCUCCAACGUUUUGAGGUCGAAAGAAUCGAUAAAACUAAGGAUUGGUUACUUGAAAUUUGUACUCAAGCAGAAGUUAUUCCACCAGAAGUCAUCGAUAAAAACCAAAAAAUAAGAAGAGGUAUCGAAAAUAUUGACAGAGAAAAAGAUCUUCACGAUUAUAUAGUUGCUACUUGGAGUGGUGCACAAAGACCACAAGAGGCUCAGUAUGAACCAUAUCAAUCCUCAGUUCUAUCACCUUCAUUUAAUAUAUCAUCACCUGCAGGCGCUCGUAAAUCUGGUGAUUCAUCCUUGGGCAGCAGCACAGGUUUUUCUAAUAGCUCAAGUAAUGGUAAUCUUGCAGCAACUGCCAAUGGCUAUCAAAACAUUGAUCAACAACAUCCACCAACCCCACAUAUCACAAAUCCACCAGCUAUUAUUCAUUCAUCGGCAAAUACUACACCAAACGCUAUGACAACUCCACCACAACCAGUACCAAUUUAUCAACAACCACCAUCACAACCAGCACCACCAAUUGUAUCAUUAAGUAAGAAUGUUAAUAGUAAUAGUAUUAAUAAUCACAAUGGCAAUAAUAAUGAAAAUGAGGAUUCAGUUAGAGCUCUUUAUGAUUAUAAUGCAACAGAAGAAAAUGAAAUUACAUUUAAAGCAAACGAUUUAAUCAAGGUUGUAUUAAAAGAUGAAAGUGGUUGGUGGCAAGGCUCAGUUGUUGGUGACCCAACAGGAAGAGUAGGCUCAUUCCCAUCUAAUUUUAUUAAAUCUGACGCUCCAAAUCAAAAGAAGGUUGAUGUCACAGGUUCAAAAUGUAAAGUUUUAUAUGAUUACCAUCCAGAUUGCGAAGGAGAGUUGGAUAUUCAAGAGGGAGAAAUUUUAACUAUAGAAUAUGAAGAUGAAGGUUGGUAUUUUGGUUCAAAUAGUAAAGGUGUAGCAGGAAAAUACCCAAGUAAUUAUGUUCAAUGUUUAGACGGUUAAAUAAAAUAAUCAAUCAUGUACUAUUUAAAAGUUAAUUAAAAUAUCUUUAUUUUUUUUAAAAUAUUUCCAUAAAAGUAUUUCAUAAAUUAUUUUUUUAUUUUUAAACC